GAAAGACUUGUGAAAAUAAAACCUAACUUUCGCCAAUAUGAAUAAUUCUCCAAAUAUAUUUUCAGAUCCAAGUCCAAAUAGGUUCCAAGUUAAUGUAAUUAACGAAAGCCAUGACAGUACAGUAUCAUCAACCGGAGAUCCCAACCCUCAGUACGAAGAAACAUCUUUUGCGGAUGAGGCCAAUAACAGACUACGAGUCAGCUUCAGACCUGGAAACCAAGAGCUGUAUGAUAAUUUCUUUCAAAACGGGGAUACUGCUAAAACCAAUGGAAGCUUUUAUCCCUAUGAUACACAUAGCAACACAUACUAUCUGAAAACUUUUGGUCAUAAUACAGUGGAUGCCAUACCUAAAAUCGAUUAUUACCGAAACACUGGCAGCAUCAGCGGUGCCAAAAUGAUUAGGCCAAGCCUAAUGGACAUCCAUGAACAAUUAGCAAAGAACAUAGCAGUUGCUUCAGCGGACAAAUUCACCAAAGCAGAUGGUGCUCCAGGAGGAGAAGGAGAACCCAAGUAUGAAGAAGAAAGCCAAGGAGGCUUUGUGAAAUUUGGCUGGGUGAAGGGUGUCCUGGUGAGGUGCAUGCUGAAUAUCUGGGGUGUGAUGCUUUUCAUUCGCCUGUCCUGGAUUGUGGGGCAAGCUGGAAUAGGUCUUGGAGUCGUAGUUAUUUCCCUGAGUGUGGUAGUUACAACUUUAACAGGUAUCUCCAUGUCUGCCAUAUGUACAAACGGAGUGGUAAGAGGAGGUGGUGCUUACUACCUCAUCUCCAGAAGUCUAGGACCAGAGUUUGGGGGCUCCAUUGGAUUAAUCUUUGCCUUUGCCAAUGCUGUGGCAGUAGCCAUGUACGUUGUGGGAUUUGCAGAAACAGUUGUGGAACUCCUUAAGAGCAGCAAUGCUAUGAUGGUGGAUGAAUCCAAUGACAUCAGGAUAAUAGGAGCCAUAACUGUUGUGGUUCUUUUGGGCAUCUCUGUGGCUGGUAUGGAGUGGGAAGCAAAGGCCCAAGUUGUUCUUCUGGUGAUCCUUCUUAUUGCUAUCCUGAACUUCUUCAUUGGGACAGUCAUCCCAAGCAACCGUGAAAAAAAAGCAAGAGGCUUUUUCAAUUACCAAGCCUCGAUAUUUGCUGAAAACUUUGGACCAGAUUUCAGAGGUGGAGAAGGGUUUUUCUCUGUGUUUGCCAUUUUCUUCCCAGCAGCCACUGGUAUUCUCGCUGGGGCCAAUAUCUCUGGAGACUUGGAGGAUCCACAAGGAGCUAUACCCAAAGGAACCAUGCUGGCCAUACUGAUAACGACUAUUGCUUAUGUCGGUGUUGCCAUCUGCGCAGCUGCUUGUGUCGUACGUGAUGCUACUGGGAAUGUCAAUGAUACCGUUGUAUCUGGAAUGAAUUGCAAUGGAUCAUCUGCUUGUGCCUUAGGCUACGAUUUCUCCAGCUGUAAAACCCAGACAUGUGGCUACGGGCUGAUGAAUAAUUUCCAGGUUAUGAGCAUGGUUUCUGGAUUUGGUCCCUUAAUCACUGCAGGGAUAUUUUCUGCUACUCUUUCGUCAGCAUUAGCCUCGCUUGUCAGUGCUCCCAAGGUUUUCCAGGCCCUCUGCAAGGAUAAUAUCUACCGAGCUCUCCAUUUUUUUGCCAAGGGAUAUGGGAAAAACAAUGAACCAAUCAGAGGAUACGUCCUUACUUUUUUCAUUGCUAUGGCCUUUAUUUUAAUUGCUGAACUGAACACCAUUGCUCCCAUUAUCUCCAAUUUCUUCUUAGCUUCAUAUGCACUUAUUAAUUUCUCUUGUUUCCACGCUUCAUAUGCAAAAUCUCCAGGUUGGAGACCUGCUUUCAGGUAUUACAACAUGUGGGUCUCCCUUUUCGGAGCCAUGCUGUGCUGUGGGGUCAUGUUUGUCAUCAACUGGUGGGCUGCUGUCAUCACUUACGCCAUCGAGCUCUUUCUCUAUAUUUACGUGACCUACAAGAAGCCAGAGGUAAAUUGGGGAUCAUCUGCCCAGGCACUCUACUAUGUUACAGCCAUUGACAGAGCACUGGAAUUAACUACAGUGGAUGAUCACGUGAAGAACUUCAGGCCUCAAUGCAUAGUAUUAACAGGAGGACCCAUGAUAAGACCAGCUUUGCUAGACAUCACACAUUCGUUCACAAAGGACAAUGGCCUCUGCAUUUGCUGCGAAGUGUACACGGGCCCACGCAAACUGUGUGUUCGGGAGAUGAACAGUGGCAUGGCAACAAAGCAGGCCUGGCUGACAAAGAACAAAAGGAAGGCCUUCUAUGCCGCUGUGGCAGCUGACAGCUUCAGAGAUGGAGUCAAAAGUCUCCUCCAAGCUGCUGGUCUGGGCAGGAUGAGACCCAAUACAUUAGUACUUGGAUUUAAAAAGGACUGGAGAGAUGCCACGGCUUUACAAGUUGAAAACUACAUGGGAAUCAUACAUGAUGCAUUUGACUUUGAAUUCGGUGUGAUUAUUGUUCGAAUAAGCCAAGGAUUUGACAUAUCACAAGCUCUUCAGGUUCAAGAGGAACUGAAGAAGCUGGAACAAGAGAGGCAAGCCCUAGAAGCGACUAUCAAAGAGAGUGAAUGUGAGGAAGGGAGCUAUGGCAUCCGUGGAUUCUUCAGAAAAGCCACCAAACUCAACGUGACAAAGAGGGCACACAUUAAGGGCAACAGUAUUAACACCAUUUCUUCAAUACACGUGGGGGAGUUCAAUCAACGGCUGCUGGAAGUCAGCACUCAGUUUAAGAAGAAGCAGGGGAAAGGCACCAUUGAUGUCUGGUGGCUGUUUGACGAUGGAGGGCUAAUUCUUUUAAUUCCCCAUAUCCUCACUCUUCGAAAAAAGUGGAAAGAUUGCAAAUUAAGGAUCUUUACCGGUGGAAAAGUUACUCGCCUUGAAGAGGAGAAGCUAAUGAUGGCUUCACUUUUAAAUAAAUUCAGAAUAAAAUUUGCUGACAUCCAUAUAAUUGGUGACAUCAGUACAAAACCCAACAAAGAGAGCUGGAAAUUCUUUGAAGAGAUGAUUGAACCAUACCGCCUUCGUGAGAGCUGCAAAGAUUUAACAACUGCUGAGAAAUUAAAAAGAGAGGCUCCGUGGAAAAUCACUGAUGCAGAGCUGGAAGCAUUCAAGGAGAAGAGCUACCGCCAGGUCCGUUUGAAUGAACUCCUACAAGAGCACUCUAGAGCUGCUAAUCUUGUUGUUCUGAGCCUUCCAGUGGCAAGAAAAGGAACUGUAUCUGAUCUCCUCUAUAUGGCUUGGCUGGAAAUCCUCUCAAAGAAUCUGCCUCCAGUUUUACUUAUCAGGGGCAACCACAAAAAUGUUCUAACAUUUUAUUCUUAGCAAGCAACACCAGGAAUGCAGCAUAUACAUUCUGCACACAAAAAUGAUGCUACACUACAAAAAUACCAUAGCACAA
Messenger RNA from Heteronotia binoei (common prickly gecko), 3392 nucleotides. It is a transcript of the gene SLC12A1, whose product is annotated as solute carrier family 12 member 1. Lineage: Eukaryota; Metazoa; Chordata; Lepidosauria; Squamata; Gekkonidae. The transcript is spliced from 26 exons. Gene Ontology annotation, cellular component: membrane. Gene Ontology annotation, molecular function: sodium:potassium:chloride symporter activity. Gene Ontology annotation, biological process: chloride transmembrane transport; potassium ion homeostasis; chloride ion homeostasis. The coding region runs from base 38 to 3316 and encodes 1092 amino acids. The record is from RefSeq and is a predicted model, not a curated record.